Messenger RNA from Cajanus cajan (pigeon pea), 340 nucleotides. NCBI's taxonomy places the organism in Eukaryota, Viridiplantae, Streptophyta, Magnoliopsida, Fabales, Fabaceae. The record is from RefSeq and is a predicted model, not a curated record.
AAGGCAGCAAAACAAUUCAGUUCUCAAUCAGAAGCAAUUACUUACCCAAAAUCUUACAAGAUUAAGUUUGAGAAGCAAGAUGAAAGUUGUGUAUUUCCUCGUGGCCAUCUUGGCUUUGACAUCUUCUGUUGCCUUUGCCUACGACCCCAGCCCCCUGCAAGAUUUUUGUGUGGCAUUAAAUGACACCAAGAAUGCUGUAUUUGUGAACGGGAAAUUCUGCAAAGAUCCCAAGCUUGUGAAAGCAGAAGAUUUCUUCACACAUGUGGAGGCUGGUAAUACCUCGAUGUUUUACCUAUACCCGUUGUUUGUCCUUCUUGCUUUUUGACUUCCCGUUUGUUCU